AUGUAUUCCGUAGCUGCUCUUCUAAGUGUUGGCGCACUCGCCGCCCCCAAGGCAGCAGUCGAGGUCAAGGAGCCAGACUCUGAUGACAGACAGGCCCAGCAACCACAACAUAAUUGGGGCCUGCACCCUCGCGGAGGGAGAUACUUCACCAACACAGUCCAUGUGACGCAGUCUAGCGGCGGCAACGCGACGACGCCUAGACCGACCGGUGGACAUCAACACCCGCACAACCAGACUACCAACGGCACCAGCGCAAGCAGCACAUCCGUCUCACCUAUUCUGACGUCGUUGUCGUCGACAACGGGUUGCGCCCUCAGCCUCGUUACCGAGACCACGACCGUCGACAUCAUCACGACUGUGUACCUACCCCUGAACGACAACACGACCACCAGCUGCGACUACUGCAACACGACUACGGCCACGUCAGUGUGGCACAAUAGCACCUCGGCGGUUGCGGACCCGAUCGUCGGCACGACAGGGAUGCCGCACUCGUACAACAUCACCCGGGGCCACUGGAUUGCGACCGAGACCGAGUGCGAGGAUUCUGUUGCGACAAGUAUGACCAGUCUCAGCUCCGACUCUGUCGAGCUGACCGCCAGUGAAUAUGACGAUGAGACGACAACAAUGAUGCCCAGUUCCGAGGGCAGUGCCUCAACUACAACGGCCUCGACCGACACCACAACUACCGCCUCAGCCGAGGACGUCACGGAUGCGUAUACAUAUACACUGACAGUGACGACCUCACCCACAUCCACCGUCAGCCUGGACUCCAUCCUCUCAUCUACCGGGGAGUCGACUUUACCCGCAACGGACGACCACAGCCAGGUGACGACGGCGACAGCGACGACGACGGCCGACUCGGGCGGUGACACCGCUGCCACGACCACAUACGUGAUUGACACCACCGUCAUGCCCAUCACCACGGCGUCGGUCGCCCAGACGCUGGCGACGACCCUGACCCCGACCAGGACCCUAUGCGCCACCGACGCCCCGGCCGGUGAGACGCCCAGGCCACGCAACGUCUAUUGCGGCGUGCACGGCGUCGACGUAGGCAACUACUUCCUGGCGCAGUACGUCAACAACAAGGCCUACGAGCCUGUAACGCUGGAGGGGUGCUGGCAGUUCUGCAAGGCAAGCAACGAGAGCACCGGCGGCUGCCGCUCUUACGACUUUUACCUGGAGCCGGGUCUCAGCGUACCGCGCUGCAACCUGUAUGGCAGCUCCGUCGCAUAUGCGCUGCGGUCCAUCGAUAACCACCAGCCGCACUGGUGGUUCGACCUCGACUGCGGCAGCCCGACGCAGGAGAGGUGGCAGGCUGGUCACGACCACAGGCACGACGACGACCACCUGUCCGCCCUUGGGCUGGCAGCUGAUCUGAGGCGUAAGUUGGGGCUGUAA
Messenger RNA from Pyricularia grisea, 1398 nucleotides. RefSeq lists its product as uncharacterized. The record is from RefSeq and is a predicted model, not a curated record. Bases 1 to 1398 code for a protein of 465 amino acids. Lineage: Eukaryota; Fungi; Ascomycota; Sordariomycetes; Magnaporthales; Pyriculariaceae. The transcript is spliced from 4 exons.